GGUCGAAUUUCCACACACACACAGUCCCAGGACAUCACUGCUUCCUCUUCUGACUCCUGCUAGGAGCUUGAGGCUCAGGCAGACUUGUGAUCUUUCCUUUCCACCCCGAUGUAGCCCAGCCCAGAGUGGAGCCGCGACCAGGCGAAACUAAAGAGACUGAGCGACGCCUCCUUCGCCAACCUGACGCUCCCCAAAGCUGUAAGGAGGAAACGCCUUUUUGCAGAAAAAUCGUCUUAUGCCGUGAAGGCCUCUGGGAAAUGUAGUUCGGGACCGCGAAGUCGCGGCCCCAUUCCGAUUCUUCGCAGUACCUGGUUGCACUCCCUGAGGAGAUCAAGGGAGGCUGCUCUCGCCAGACCCCCGGCUGGUGCUCCUGCGCAGGGCUGCGCACCUUUCAAUGCCGCCGUUGGUUUUCUCACUAAUGGCAAACGGGCAGUAUGAACAUGGGCGCCACCGUCCGUGACAGGAACGAGAAACUCCGUGAAUGAAGAGACUGAUAGCUUCCACCCGCUGGAUCACUUCCCAAACGCCUGCAACAUCUAUGGCUGGGCCAGGCUGAAGCUAGGGGCCUGUAACUCAAUCUAGAUGUCUCACAUGAGCGGCCAGGACCUGAAUACUUGAACCAGCAUCACCUGCUCUCCCACAGCUCUACCUCCCCAGGCUCUGUACUUUCCUGGAAAGAAGAGGAAAUGACUGAAUCCCAGAACAAGGUUCAACACGUUGUGUCCACAUCACCCAAAAUGAAUGGCUUCAGAUUGAGUAGGAGUGUGUUGUUACAGGGAACAGUGACAUUCAAAGAUGUGGCUAUUGACUUCACCCAGGAGGAAUGGAAGCAGCUGGAUCCCACUCAGAGGAAUCUCUACCGGAACGUGAUGCUAGAGAACUAUAACAACUUAAUCACAGUGGGCUACCCAUUCACCAAACCUGAUGUGAUUUUCAAGUUGGAACAAGAAGAAGAACCAUGGGUGGCAGAGGAAGAGGCACUAAGGAGACACUGUCCAGGAGACAUAUGGGGAAUUGAUGAGCAUCAGAAAAACCAGGACAGACUUUUGAGACAAGUUUUAAAGAAAACACUGACUGAAGAAAAAGUCAAUGAAUGUUCUAAGAAAUUUGCAAAUGCAUUUCCUCGGAACUCAGAUUUUAUUUCUUCCAGACAUAAGCUCUAUGAAUAUGACUUAUUUGGAAAGUGUUUAGAACAUAAUUUUUACUGUCACGAUAAUGUGAAAUGCCUUAUAAAAAAGGAACAUUGUGAAUAUAAUGAAGCUGUGAAAUCAUAUGGUUAUGGUUCAUCCCAUCUUGGAGUAACCCCCUUUAAGUGUAAUCAUUGUGGGAAAGGCUUCAGUCAAACAUUGGACCUCAUCAGACACCUGAGAAUUCAUACCGGAGAGAAGCUUUAUGAAUGUAAUGAAUGUAGGAAAACCUUCAGCCACAAGGAAAAACUCAUUAAACAUCAUAAAACCCACAGCAGGGAGCUUUCUUAUGAAUGUAAUGAAUGUGGAAAAACUUUCAUUAAAAUGUCAAACCUCAUUAGACAUCAAAGAAUUCAUACCGGAGAGAAACCCUAUGCAUGUAAGGAAUGUGGGAAAUCCUUCAGCCAGAAGUCAAAUCUCAUCGAUCAUGAAAAAAUUCAUACUGGAGAGAAGCCUUAUGAAUGUAAUGAGUGUGGAAAAGCCUUCAGCCAGAAACAGAGCCUCAUUGCACAUCAGAAAGUUCACACUGGGGAGAAACCGUAUGCAUGUAAUGAAUGUGGCAAAGCCUUCCCCCGAAUUGCAUCCCUUGCUCUUCAUAUGAGAAGUCAUACAGGAGAAAAACCUUAUAAAUGUGAUAAAUGUGGGAAAGCCUUCUCUCAGUUUUCCAUGCUUAUUAUACAUGUAAGAAUUCAUACAGGCGAGAAACCUUACGAAUGUAAUGAGUGUGGGAAAGCCUUCUCUCAAAGCUCAGCCCUUACUGUACAUAUGAGAAGUCACACGGGUGAGAAACCCUAUGAAUGUAAGGAAUGUAAAAAAGCCUUCAGCCACAAGAAGAACUUCAUUACACACCAGAAAAUUCAUACUAGAGAGAAACCUUAUGAAUGUAAUGAAUGUGGGAAAGCUUUCAUUCAGAUGUCAAAUCUUGUUAGACACCACAGGAUUCAUACUGGAGAAAAACCCUAUAUAUGUAAGGAAUGUGGCAAAGCAUUUAGCCAGAAAUCAAAUCUCAUUGCUCAUGAAAAAAUUCAUUCUGGAGAGAAACCUUAUGAAUGUAAUGAAUGCGGUAAAGCCUUCAGCCAAAAGCAGAACUUUAUUACACAUCAGAAAGUUCAUACUGGAGAGAAACCUUAUGAUUGCAAUAAAUGUGGUAAAGCCUUCUCCCAGAUUGCAUCCCUUACACUUCAUUUGAGAAGUCACACAGGGGAAAAGCCUUAUGAAUGUGAUAAAUGCGGGAAAGCCUUUUCCCAGUGCUCACUGCUAAAUUUACACAUGAGAAGUCAUACAGGUGAGAAGCCUUAUGUGUGUAAUGAAUGUGGGAAAGCCUUCUCUCAACGAACUUCCCUCAUUGUGCAUAUGAGAGGCCACACAGGUGAGAAACCUUAUGAGUGUAAUAAAUGUGGAAAAGCCUUCUCUCAGAGCUCAUCCCUCACUAUACAUAUACGAGGACAUACAGGUGAGAAACCCUUUGACUGUAGCAAAUGUGGAAAAGCCUUCUCUCAGAUUUCAUCCCUUACUCUUCAUAUGAGGAAACAUACAGGUGAGAAGCCCUAUCACUGUAAUGAGUGCGGCAAAGCUUUUAGCCAAAAGUCACACCUUGUUAGACAUCAGAGAAUUCAUACUCAUUAGAAGCCCUACAAAUAUCAUAAAAAUGAGAAAGCUUUCAGAAGGAAUGAACAUCUCAUUGCACAUUACAUGAUAGGUUCUAGAGCAGAAAACUAUGAAUAUGGGAAAGCCUUUUGAAGAAAUCACAAAUUUAGGAAACACUAGAAAAGUCUUGCCAAAGUAACAAUGUGUUUAAUGAGAAAGCUGAUCAAAAACAUUCAGCAGAGAUCUUAUUUGUUUAUAAUGCAUAAUCAGCAUUCUCAUUAAAACUUGAAACAAGAUGUCUGCUAUCAACAUAUUUGAGUUCCUAGCCAAUGUAUUAAGAAAAAAGAUUGAAGAAAUUAUAAAAUGACAUGUAUAUGAGAAAUAGUUAAUUAGAAAAAAAGUGUUGAUAAAAUACCUAAGAAUAAACACAAUUAAUUUUUAUAUGUAUAAAGUUAUAAAAUGUUAAUGGCACAAAAGAACACCUUAAAAUGGAAAAAGAUGACAUCACAUCUGAAAAGACUUGACAUUAUAAAAAUAUGACUUCUCUCCCAACUGAGUUUAAUGUACUUCCACCACUUAUAUUUUAAGGAAUUUUAGAAACUGAUUCAAAAUUUUAUAUGGGAAGGUAAAGGACCAUAAAUAGUUGAAACCUGUUUGACAAAACAAAACAAAUAGAGAAGACAUACUCAACUACAGGUCAUCACAUAUUAUUUAAAGCUGUUGUCAUUUAAACUGGGUAAUUGAGUGAAUAAAUAAAUGAAUCAGUGGCAACAACUGAGGAUUGCUACAAAAAUUCAAGAAGAUACGGGCAUUCUAUGGAAGAUGGUGCUAUUGACAUCAGUGGGGAAAAGAUUACUCAUUCAGUAAAUGGAAGAGUCAUAUGAGCAAAAAUGUUAGGUCUCUACCUUAUACCAUAUAUAAAGAUAAAAUCUAAAAGAUUGAAGACCAGAAUAUAAAAAUAAAUUCUAAAAUUAUAAUA
Messenger RNA from Oryctolagus cuniculus (rabbit), 3753 nucleotides. RefSeq lists its product as uncharacterized. Gene Ontology annotation, biological process: regulation of DNA-templated transcription. Gene Ontology annotation, cellular component: nucleus. Lineage: Eukaryota; Metazoa; Chordata; Mammalia; Lagomorpha; Leporidae. The record is from RefSeq and is a predicted model, not a curated record.